Mytilus trossulus (common blue mussel) is the source of this 1647-nucleotide messenger RNA. Its product is annotated as tyrosinase-like protein. The transcript has 4 exons. The record is from RefSeq and is a predicted model, not a curated record. Lineage: Eukaryota; Metazoa; Mollusca; Bivalvia; Mytilida; Mytilidae. Gene Ontology annotation, molecular function: oxidoreductase activity. Bases 1 to 1647 code for a protein of 548 amino acids.
AUGAGGAAAAUACUGAUCAUUUUUGCAUCAUUACCAGUGUUAGCCCUGUCUCUGGUUGUAGAGGACCAUGUUCCACCAAUGUUACAAGAAUGUUACAAUCAACACAUAUAUUCCAACUCUUUGGUCGAACAGACAAACUGCUUACAAAAAUACUUAUUCCAUCUGUUUGGAAAUUCAAAACAACACACAUUAGUGGACAAGAAUUCAUUAGACUGGGUAGACUCGCUUGGUCGAAGUGUGCAUCACAGAUUAAAAAGACAAACAAGAUAUAAUACAUAUAACACAUAUAAUAGAUAUAAUAAUAGAUUUCGAAGGCCGAUACCUUCAGUGGACAGACGACGAGUGAGAAAAGAAAUAAGGACAUUAACAGACCAGGAAAGACAAGUAUUCUUCGAUGCCAUAAAUGCGCUGAAGAAUGAUAAGUCAGCGAUCCCAAAUCAAUAUGAUUUCCUUGCCCUAAUGCACCAAACUUCAGCUCUAACCUCUGCUCAUGGAGGUCCAAACUUUACUGGCUGGCACAGAUACUAUCUCCUGAUUUUUGAAGAGGCCUGUAUCAGAAAGAGAAGUACUUUUGUUCUACCAUACUGGGAUUCUUCUAUAGAUUUUAGAAUGAGUGAUCCAUCUGCAUCAGUUCUGUGGACAGAAAUAUUUCUUGGAAAUGGGAGAGGUGUAGUCUAUACUGGUCCAUUUGCCAUGUGGAAAACACCUGCAAAUGAUACAUAUUUAAGGCGUGAUAUUCCAGGCGCAAACAGUUCUCUAAUUAAUCCAGAUACGAUAGUUAACGUUUUAAGUAAACGUUAUAACAGAGAAAUAUUAACACCAACAGCGGAAACAGAGGAGGACAAUUUGGAAACUCAUCAUGACGGUGUUCAUGUAUGGGUUGGAGGUGAAGAUGGCCAUAUGGGCGGUUUAGAGACUAGUCCUCAAGAUCCUGUAUUCUUUUUGCACCACUGUUAUAUUGAUUAUCUUUGGGAAUUAUUUAGAGAAAGACAACAGAGACUUGGAAUAAAUACAGAAGAGGACUAUCCAGAAACAACUAACGACUAUCAUCGCCCAAGUAGAAUAAUGGAUAAUCUAUAUCCACCAAGGACCAAUAAAUGGGGUUAUAGUAAUAUAUUUACAGAACGUAACGGUAUAUAUCGUUAUGCCCCAGCACCUACAUGUGCCAAUAGAUGCGGUGGAGCCUACAAUGGUUACUUGUUUUGUAACAGAAGAACUGGCCAUUGCGAACCUAGAACAAAAAGACAGUUCAUAGAUAUGGGUUGUUUCAGAAAUAUCGAUAGUCCUUACAUAAAUGACCAACCGAUAGUUGCUUCUGCUGGAAAUGGACUAGCGGCACAAUCACCAGACAAUACCAUCAGAAAGACAGAUAUACAGACUGAUAAGACCAUCCAACCGACAAGACCACCAGAGAGACAGACCGACCACCAGACAGUCACACAAACAAAAUCACCAGACAGACACAUAAAAACACCACCAGACAGACAUACAAACAAGACCACCAAACAGAGACAGACCGACAGACCGACAGACCGACCACCAGACAGUCACACAAACAAAACCACCAGACAGACACAUAAAAACACCACCAGACAGACACACAAACAAGACCACCAAACAGACACAGACAGACAGCCAGCCAGAUAA